This is a messenger RNA of Cylindrotheca closterium, 819 nucleotides long. Lineage: Eukaryota; Bacillariophyta; Bacillariophyceae; Bacillariales; Bacillariaceae. The record is from the annotation of a GenBank genome assembly.
AUGAUUGCCUUGUUAACCACUCCCAGCACCAGUGCCACGUCGCCAACUACUACCUGCUCCGUCUUGGAGUUCAGCGCGACUGGGAAGAAUACUAGUCCAAAAACUGUAAUGGAUUUCAACAGUUCGGAUUCACCCAAGAAGACUGCCAUGGUAGUCAUUCCCAAGUAUCUACUUCCCAACUUGAGAAAUACUUCCCUUACUUCGGCACUGAUCCAGGGAACCUCCCUAAACGGGGACGCCACCUUUUCGUGUACCGAUGAUGAUUCUUCGGUAGCGCUCUCCGCCAUUUCCACGGAUGAGGAAGAAUCCACGACUGCUACUACUUUUUCCAAAAGCAGCUUCAGCAGCAGCCGCCGAAGAAGAGCCAUCUUUUCUCCUUAUUGGAAAAAGAGUGGCGAAGAGCCCGUGGAGAUGAUCCCCACGGGUGAUACCGACGUAACCGCCAUUCGUUCGCCGGCUGCUUCGGUACAAUCCUGUUUGCCCCACUACGAGCAAAUUCGAGAACUCCAAGUGAAACCCUUGCGACCUCGAGUCGUCAAGUCGGAUCCCAUUCUGGCUCGCCCCAUGCCUCCCUCCAUUCUCCGCAAGAGCAAAUAUACAAGAAGGCAUACUGUUGGUGCUGUCAAGUUGAACAAGAGUGCUGAUUUAGUCGCCACCAGCACGGCCAUUGCGGGAGCUCUGGCCGCCAUCGAUAUUGAGAUGGAGGCUUCCAACAACCGAGUCCAAUUCGAUAGCAACGUCGAUGUAAGGGUAUUCACCAAGGAACGACCCAUGCUCGAACCAGCCCAACCAGGAUGGUCCAAGAUGUUUACCAACUAA